This is a messenger RNA of Mucor mucedo, 1938 nucleotides long. Its product is annotated as cytochrome P450. Lineage: Eukaryota; Fungi; Mucoromycota; Mucoromycetes; Mucorales; Mucoraceae. Bases 161 to 1759 code for a protein of 532 amino acids. The transcript is spliced from 3 exons. The record is from RefSeq and is a predicted model, not a curated record. Gene Ontology annotation, molecular function: monooxygenase activity; oxidoreductase activity, acting on paired donors, with incorporation or reduction of molecular oxygen; heme binding.
CUCAAAUAUGUUAAGUAAUGCUGCUUAUUGGUUCGGUCAGCUCUGGGGCCCGAAAGCGCCGAAUGCCGAGUCUGAAGUAUAAAAGUAAACCCUCUGCUGAAUUGCUUUUGUUGUUUUAUUUUGUUUCUUCCUUACAUUUAUUUUCUAUACCUCUCUCAAAAUGGAUUACUUGGAUACUCUUAUUAGAAAAAAUGCCCCUAUUCAUAAAGCUGUGGAGCUCAUCCAAAAGUUUCCAGUAACACAUAAAUUGAGUGACAUGUAUAAUCGUUCCUCAAGAAAUGAACUCUGGUUAGUUGGUAUCGCUACUUUUGUUACUUUAUACAAUAUUUCCGCCUAUAUCAAAGAAAAGCGUCAAAAGCUUAACCUACCUCCCGCUGUACCCUUUGGAUUACCUUUGUUUGGACAUACUUUAUAUUUGAUGUUUAUGCCACAAAAAUUCCUCGAUUGGUGUAACAAAAAUUAUGGCGAAGUUUAUAACCUCACACUCCAAGGACAAGUUGUUACUAUUACAAGCGGAAAAUCAGCUGAAGAAGCCUUUAAGACAAAGAAUACUGUCUUAUCUUUAGAUCAAGGAACUGUUAGAGAUGUUCUUCAUCUUGAUUAUGUCUUUAAUGAGGAAACUAUGGAUAUCGGAAACCACAUUAAUCCUUCUAUUGCUAAAUCUGUUAUUCCAAGCUCGAAGAUGUCUAGCUUUGUUCCUGAUGUACAAGAAGGAUUAAAUAACGCGUGUAAUGUAUUGCUUGGAAAGAAAGUUAACACCCAUCAAGACCCCAAUCGAUUCCUCCAAAGCUUUGUCGGUUACAUGAGUGUUCCUGGUUUAGUCGGCCAUGAGUUCGGUCUCAAUAAUGAAAUUAUUAAUUCCUUCGCCAACUUUACUGGAGAUGUCAUUCAAAACGUUCCUCUGUUCAUGUUCGUUCCCAAAUUCUUGCACAAAUUCGUCUUACCGUACGUUCAACAAGUUAGCAAACAUGAAGAUGUUAUGCUGAAAUAUAUUGCGCCUUUUGUUCGUGAACGCCGCGAAAAGAUGAAGCUCCUUGAACAAGCUGGAGAGGAACAUGAUUACGUACAGAACUUUUUACAAGGGCUUAUCGAAUAUGAGUUAAUUGAUGAAAACGGUGUCAAGUCCCAACUGUCUCCCGAGCAAAUCUCUAGAUCCAUUUUGAUGAUCGCCUUUGCCUCUGUCCAUACUACCUCUACGAAUUUAAAUCACGGUAUCUUCUGGUUACUUGCUCGCCCUGAUCUCAAAGCAUUGUUAAUGGAGGAAAUCGACCGUGUUCUUCCCAAUAAUGCCCCCAUCACCCAUGAUGCUUUAGGCCAAAUGAAAUUCUUAAACAACUUCACUCGUGAAAUCCUUCGCCAAGGUGCUGAUUAUUUGUCUACCGGUAAAAAGGCCAUGGUGGACUUUACCUUUGCUAAUGGUUAUCAAGUGCCUAAGGGUCGUGUUGUUGGAUUUAACAUGCGUCAAGUGAAUUUUGGUGAUAACAGUUCUAGAUGUUCUCUGGAAGGAAUGGAUCCCAAUAUGUCUUUCAACAAACUCACUACUACACCUGCAAAGGAUUUUAUUUCAUUUGGUGCUGGUAAACAUAUUUGUCCAGGUCGAUUCUUUGCUAUUCAAGAAAUCCAAAUGUCGCUUAUUUAUCUUUUUAGAAACUAUGAUAUCAACACUGCUAGUGGAAAGCCUCCUAAAGUAUUAAAUACUAUUGCCGGUUAUAUGUCAACCACUUGCGAGGAUGCCUUAGUAUUCACACGUAAAGAUUAACAUUGUCCCGCCCUUGUAAUAAUAAAAAUCACCCAAAUGUAGCUUAUCUAUAAUCCUUAAUAUUUUUUUAUUGGGUAUUAGUACAGACCCAGUCAUCCAGAUGUUUGUGGGCCGAAGCUACCAAGUCCUAGCAAAUUCAUAAGAUUUUACCAUACCACUAAUAAACUUGUAUUUUCCCC